Molecule: messenger RNA, 270 nt
Organism: Lodderomyces orthopsilosis Co 90-125
Lineage: Eukaryota; Fungi; Ascomycota; Pichiomycetes; Serinales; Debaryomycetaceae
Gene: PGA56
Product: Pga56p
Exons: 1
Coding region: 1-270 (89 amino acids)
Source: RefSeq, a predicted model, not a curated record
AUGCAAUUCACUCAAAUCAUCGCUUCAUUGGCUUUAGUCGGAUCUAUCCAAGCUAAAUUCCACAACACCACUGGUGGUGCCGUAUCAAACUCAACUGGUGGUGCUGGUUCCAACUCAACCGGUGGUGCUGGUUCCAACUCAACCGGUGGUGCUGGUGGAUCAAACUCCACUGGUGGAUCUGGUUCUUCAUCAGACAACGCUGCUAAUGCUAACGCUAACAUCUACGGUGGUGCUGCUUUGGUUGCUGCUGCUGUCGCUUUGUUGUACUAA